AUGAAUGUUGGAUCGAUAUUAAACGAUGAUACUCCAAGUGACAUCGAAACCAAGAAUCCAGUGAUCACCAACAUACAGAAUAACCCACAAAGAAAUUCAAUUGUGAGUUUGUUGAAUGAUGAUAAAUCCGAUGCAACACCAGAACCUUCACCAACCAAGGAUGCGGAAGAACCACAAGUGAAUACUGAUGAAAUCCAGAAAGAAAGUGGGAACAGUAACAGUGACUCAACAGAUAAAUCACAACAAACGGAAGAGGAUGAAAUAACGAGGUUGAACAAGUUGAAGUCCAAGAACAAGCCAAAAAGAUAUAAAGUACCACCUGUAUGGGCUCAAGAAUGGAUACCAACUAAAAGAAGAAAUCCUAAUGAUAUCUUGGUUAAUAAUCCACUUGAGCCUUCUAUCGAAAGUUUGUCAGACAAGUCAAUUUUUAAUACAAAUACUACUAGUAGUGUUGAUUUAGAAUGUUCAAUUACAGGUAUAAUACCACCUGCUAGUAUAACAAGAACCAUUGCUGAAUGGAUCUAUGCAAAUUUUAUUGAAAUCAAUCAAUCUACUAGACCUUUUGUUGAAUUGGAAUUGAAAUUUGGAACUAUCAUGGAUAAGAAACUGAAUGCAAGGUUGAACAUUAAUGUCUCAACUGAAUGUAUUUAUACCGAUACAUCCAACAUAUAUUUCGACCCUGGUAUCCAUGAAGUCGGAUUCAAUGAAAUGAUGAACUUUUUCGAAGAAUUAGAAAAAUCAUAUCAAGAAGAGAAUAAAAAAAAUCCUUCGAAACCCAAAAGAAAAUUCAGUAUUUUAGAAUCUGAUGUUACUGAUUUCUUUUAUUAUAUAAGAAAUAGAAACGAGGCCCCAAAGACUGUCAGAGUAUCAAAGGAUAACAAGCUCAAUCCACCAAGGUAUUCUGCUAUCAAUAAAGUGAGAAAAAGUGAUAUUUUCAUUCAUAACCCAUCAUCCAUGUAUGAUUUAAGAUUAUCACUUUCCAUUGAAAACCCUGUAGAAAAUGAUCAAAUCGAACCAAUGAUGAAGAAGACAAAAGCACAGAAAACAAGAAUCAAGCAAAGAAACUCAUUCCAACACAAACCAACCGUUACCAGAUUCGAUUUAACCAGAGUAACAGAACCUAAGGAACUGAAAAGUGCCACAACUGGGAAGAGAAUCGUCGAAAAUGAAAAGUCGUUUGAAGUAGAAUUGGAAGUAGAUGUAUUAGAAUUGUUUAGUGGAUUCGAUCAAGUCAAAGAUGGUAGUAAUACCAUAAGAUUUGAAGAAUUGAUUGAAAUUUUUGUAAAUAAUGCUAGAUGUUUGAACAACAGAAUCACCAAAAUAGCAAAAUAA
This is a messenger RNA of Yamadazyma jaroonii, 1332 nucleotides long. NCBI's taxonomy places the organism in Eukaryota, Fungi, Ascomycota, Pichiomycetes, Serinales, Debaryomycetaceae. The record is from the annotation of a GenBank genome assembly.